CUCGCCUGGGGCGGCAGCAGCCGCAUCAUAAACGGCGAGGACUGCCGCCCGCACUCGCAGCCCUGGCAGGCGGCCCUGUUCUUGGAAAAUGAAUUCUUCUGCGGGGGCGUCCUGGUGCAUCCGCAGUGGGUGCUGUCAGCCGCACAUUGUUUCCAGAAGUCCUAUACCAUCGGGCUGGGCCUGCACAGUCUUGAGGCCGACCAAGAACCAGGCAGUCAGAUGAUAGAAGCCCACCUCUCCAUCCAGCACCCAGAGUACAACAAACCAUCUUUCGCCAACGACCUCAUGCUCAUCAAGUUAGAAGAAUCGGUGCCCCCGUCUGAUACCAUCCAGGAUAUCAGCAUAGCCUCCCAGUGCCCGGCCGCCGGGGAUUCCUGCCUGGUUUCCGGCUGGGGUCGGCUGGUGAAUGGCAGACUGCCCAAAGUGCUUCAAUGCGUGAAUAUCUCAGUGGUGUCGGAGGAGAUCUGCAGUGAACUCUAUGCCCACGUGUACCACCCCAGCAUGUUCUGCGCUGGUGGAGGCCAGGACCAGAAGGACUCCUGCCAUGGUGACUCCGGGGGCCCCCUGGUCUGCAACGGGUCCCUGCAGGGCCUUGUAUCCUUUGGACAAGCCCAGUGUGGCCAACCUUACGUGCCAAGCGUCUACACCAACCUCUGCAAGUUCGCGGACUGGAUACAGAAAACCAUCCAGGCCAGUUAACUCCUGCGACUGGGACUCAUGAAAUUGAACCCCAAAAUAUAAGCUGCUGAAGGAAUUCAGGAAUCUGGGUUCCCAGUGCCUUCCACCCUCAGAUCCAGGAGUCUAGACCCCCACCCCCAACCCCAGGAGUCCUGUCCCACCGAGAAUCUUUUCUUGCACACGGUGCCCCCUAGCGGCACGAUGUUGAGACCGCCUUACCAUUGGUAGAGAAAGUUGAUUUUUCACUGUUUUUGUCCCUUCCCUUAAGCCCUGAAAUAAAGUCUAAGAGAGC
Molecule: messenger RNA, 970 nt
Organism: Odocoileus virginianus texanus
Lineage: Eukaryota; Metazoa; Chordata; Mammalia; Artiodactyla; Cervidae
Gene: KLK4
Product: kallikrein related peptidase 4
Biological process (GO): proteolysis
Molecular function (GO): serine-type endopeptidase activity
Source: RefSeq, a predicted model, not a curated record